Molecule: messenger RNA, 2238 nt
Organism: Asterias rubens (European starfish)
Lineage: Eukaryota; Metazoa; Echinodermata; Asteroidea; Forcipulatida; Asteriidae
Product: MFS-type transporter SLC18B1-like
Exons: 14
Coding region: 258-1769 (503 amino acids)
Biological process (GO): transmembrane transport
Molecular function (GO): transmembrane transporter activity
Source: RefSeq, a predicted model, not a curated record
UACACGUGGAUAGAUUGUUCACUACUGCUAUAGCAAUCUCUUGCUUUUAUUUGGUACUAUAAGCCGUGGUUUCACAUGUCUGUGUAGCAAGUGGGCCUUGUGACCGUCGACUGAGACGCCGGCACAGCAUUUUGUAUUGCUGUGUGUUUUGUGGGUUUGGUUUUGCCAAGGGUUGUGCCGGUUUAGCUUCUGCGAUCAUCCACGGAUAAGAAACCAUAACGAAAAGAACCGUGUUGCAUCAGAAGACAUCAAACAAAAUGGAAACCGAACCCCUAAAUGGAAGUGAGGAAAUCACUCCCAUGUUAGCAACAUCGUUUCCUGACAAUCAUAGCGAAAGCCAAUCAGCACACAGUAUCCAAGAAACGUCACGCAUAAUAAAUGAGGAUGCGAAGUCACUAGAAACCAAUAGCCAAUGGCAGGAGGCUAAAGUUGAAGGACCGCCCACAUCAUGUGACAGUGAUCCGAGUUAUGAGGACAGUAUUGAUGAGUCUAUGGACAAUGAUGAAGAACAGAAACCCAAGCUUACGACACACCAAAAACUGUCCAUGGUUCUGAUUAUCCUAGCAACAUUAGCAAAUACUAUGUCAUUUUCCAUCCUGGCUGCCUUCUUUCCAAUAGAGGCUGAGGCCAAAGGGAUGUCACAAUCAGUGAUUGGUUUUGUGUUCACGGCGUAUUCUCUCGCAUCGAGUAUUGGUUCACCAAUCUGUGGAAAGUUUCUACCUGUUGUUGGAGCUCGUUUCAUGUUCAUAGCUGGCUCCUUUCUUGCGGGUGGGUCCAACAUGAUGUUUGGUUUGGUUGGUGAUAUGCCAACACUGGCUACAUUUACAGCAUUCUGUUGCCUGCUAAGGGUUGUUGAAGGUUUAGGACUGGCUGCUAGUUUUACAUCUGCAUCCGCCAUUUUGGCACAUACCUUCCCGGAUGAUAAAGGAACUGUGGUGAGUGUAAAUGAGGUGAUGGUUGGGAUAGGUUUUGCAGCUGGUCCAGCUAUUGGGGGUUUAUUGUAUCAGGCUGGUGGUUUUAGAACUCCGUUCUUUAUUUGUGGAGGCUUUGAUUUACUGGUUGUUGUAAUCAACGUUGCCAUAAUGCCACAGUAUGCUUGUGAGUCUCAGAAUACGGGCUCAUUUAAGAAAGUCUUGACGCUUCCUGCCAUGUGGCUUGCUUUGGGUGUGUCACUGAUUGUGAAUUCCACAUAUGGGUUCAUGGACCCUACACUAGCACUUCAUCUUAAAGAGCUUCAUUUUGAUGUGGUUGAAAUCAGUUGUAUGUUUGGUCUCUUUGGUGGAUCGUAUGCCAUUGCUUCUAUUUUCUGGGGCUACAUUGCAGAUAAAAAGAAAAAUACCAGGAUUUUGAUUUCAAUUGGAUCUUUUGGCUGUGCGAUGUUUUUCUUUUUCCUCGGGCCUUCUCCACUUCUAAAUAUAAAUCCGCACAAGUACAUUACUGUUGCAUCAAUAGUGAUUGGUGCUGUCUCCAUGGCUAUGGUUGCCAUGCCUACACUCGUUGAUAUGUUCAUCACAUCACAAUGGUAUGGACUACCCCAAGGUUUAGGAGACAUGGGUGUUAUAUCAGGACUCUGGCUCUCGUCAACCUCAAUAGGAGUAACGGUCGGUGCACCUAUGGGAGGUCUAUUAACCGACCAUCUUGGAUUUAACAAAGCUGGGACAGUCCUUGCCGGUGUUUACAUAGCAACCAUGCUCGUGAUCUGUUUCUUUGGACUGUGGGAAUUCCGCUGUGGAAAGGGGAGGCGUGAACCCCGAAAGGGAGAACUUUAAGUUAUUAGCCUCGCUGAAUGACGGGCAACACUCUUGUCUGGAGUGAAGAAGGUUCAUUUCUUGUCGCUUGACUGAAGGUUGACAGGCACUUCGGAUGGGAUCUAAAGCCGUUGGUUCCGUGUGUAACGCACGUAAAUAAACCCAGUGCACUUUUCGAAAAGAGAAGGGGGUUCACCGGCACCCGGUGUUCCUGGCUGGAUUGGCAGCAUACGCCACGUAAAACAUCACAUGGGGCUAUGUACAAGGAGUAGAUCUCAUCAGAAUUCAAUUGUAGUCCCACAUAUCUUUGCAGAAAAUACUUUAUGUUUAAGCGCUUUGAGACGCCCUUCGGAUGUAAAAAAGCGCUUUAAAACAACCGAUUAUCUAUACCGUAGCACGUGAUCGACCCUCAUAAUUAUGUUUUCGGUCCCCAACUUUGAUUCCCGUUUACCGCGAGAUUGUGCAAGCUGCACCAGUGACAGAAGCUAUG